UGAAUACGAGAGGAAGUCUGGUGGAGUUUGAGUAAGUUUCCAGACUGCGUAGGGCGUGCUGUGACAGGUGCCCUCCCCCCCCCCCCCCCCCCCGGAGAGAAAACGAGCGUGACCGCCACGCGCGCCCGUGCCACCCGGUUCCCUCCGGUUUUCCGCGAUGUUGUCAUCGCCUGGUUCAGAUCGUCGCCGCCAGAGGCGCUUCGGUCGGGACAUAGUACGCCACGCGCGGCGCUGAUUGGCCGGCGCCGGACGGGCCGUGACGUCAGUGGCCGAGUUUAUAUAAGAGACGCCGCGCGCGCGCUGCUGCCGUAUUUCGUGAGACUUCUGAUCGUGGGGGUGCCGAGCAAUUUCAAGCUGACUCCAGUUCCUAGCAGCAGCGUUACUAUUAGCCUAGCCAUGGAGGCCCAGCGUGUGAUCAGUGUUUCUCUGGGCAAGAUCGCGCAGAGCCGCGUGCAGCGCACGGGAUGCAGCCUGCACAAGUCGCUAAUGGUGGCGUCCAUCUUGCAGAAGGCUCGCCACCUGUACGUGGAGCAGGCGUUCAUGAUGCACUGCCGGCCGCAGCCGCCUCCGCCGGCCGUGACCGUCACUCCGGUGCCGGCUGAACCUACGCCGACCUACACCGACCUGGACACGUGUAGCCCGGCCGAGCGCGGCGUCGGCGACGCAGCCACCGCCGACGCCGCCGAGCCGUCGCGUCGGAAACGACUCAUCUCCGACGAGGAGACCGAGGAGGCGGUGGCGUCGAUCCUGCCCAAGCGCGCGCGGACCGAGUCUGAGGAGGCGGAGUCAGAGGAGGUGGAUGUUCCGUGCUCGGCGUGCGAGUCAGCCCUCCCCGCGUCGGAAGUGUCCGCGUCAGGGGAGUCCAAAGGCGACAAAGACGCUGACUCGUCUGACGAUGACUCGUGCUACGAGAGUGGUGACUCAGACGACUCCGAGGCGGACGCGAUGGAAAUCGACCGCAUCACCAGCCUCGUCUCCGUGUUCAGCUUCGACAGCCUGAAGUUGCGGCAGCAAGCGUCCGAUUCGUGCGCGCCUCAGCGGACUGGAGACUGGGAGCUGGCGGCGUCAGAUCCCGUCUCGGUAUCGGCGUGAACUCAUCCGUCUCCAAACCAAGACACAGCGGCCCCGGGCGCCGCUUUCUGCUGUGAUUUUCAGUACCUGAAAUGUGUGGAAUAUGCGUGCGGCCGCUGCCCGGGCGGCCGCGUCAUGUCUUCUCUACCGUGAGCGUCCUCCUGAUGCCCCGAGGCCACGCUGACGGCAGUCUGGAAUUUUCCGCCCGCGUCCGCGGCGGCCGGCAGGGGUCUGCCCAGGAGCGGUUUUUCCGUCUGCUGCCGAGGCGUCGGACCGGUUCUCCACCGAACGGGCGGCCGGCCGGCCCCGGGAAGGACCCGUUCGCGGCCAGUCGCGUCUGUGCAAUGUAGUAUUCGGUCCUGUGCAGGGCCCUGUUCGGCGUGGUCCGGGCGGCCCGGACCGGUUCCAGGGAGCGGUGAAGGAGCCCAAAGACCGGUUCCAGACCAGCGAGCCUUCCAACACUGCCGCCUCCACUUCAUGAUGGAAAGAUUGUCCGCGCGAACUGCGCGGCGAGUUGUGAUUCAUGAGUCUUAGCCGGAGUUUUGUGUCAAAUGUCAACGCUAUGAAUACUAUUUUGUAUAUAUUUUGUACAUAUGCGCAAAUAUAUUAUCGAACCCAUGGA
Amphibalanus amphitrite is the source of this 1693-nucleotide messenger RNA. RefSeq names its product immediate early response gene 2 protein-like. Lineage: Eukaryota; Metazoa; Arthropoda; Thecostraca; Balanomorpha; Balanidae. Bases 397 to 1092 code for a protein of 231 amino acids. The record is from RefSeq and is a predicted model, not a curated record. The transcript has a single exon.